Messenger RNA from Peronospora farinosa, 1005 nucleotides. Lineage: Eukaryota; Oomycota; Peronosporomycetes; Peronosporales; Peronosporaceae. The record is from the annotation of a GenBank genome assembly.
AUGGCUACUUCCACCAACAAGAAGAUUCGUGAAGCCUCGCAGCUGGACCAGCUCAAGCAAUUUACCACUGUAGUGGCCGACACGGGCGAUUUUGGGCAGAUUAACAAGUACAAGCCGCAGGAUGCCACUACGAAUCCGUCGCUGCUGUUCAAGGCCGCUCAAAUGGAGCAGUACUCUGCUCUCAUUGAUGACGCUAUUGUGUACGGCAAAGGCUUAUCGGCCGACAUGUCCGAGAAGGAGCGUAUCGGCUACGUCAUCGACAAGCUGUCGGUGAAUUUCGGCGUGGAGAUUCUCAAGAUUGUGCCUGGCUACGUGUCCACCGAGGUCGACGCUCGUCUGAGUUUUGACACGGAGGCUACGAUCGCGCGCGCCCAUCGGAUUAUCGAUCUGUACGAGAAGGCUGGUAUCAAGAAGGACCGCAUCCUCAUCAAGAUUGCCAGCACUUGGGAGGGCAUUCAGGCGUGCAAGCACUUGCAGAAAGAGGGCAUCUCGUGUAACAUGACACUUCUCUUCGGCUUCGCCCAAGCUGUAGGCUGUGCCGAGGCCGGUGCUACUCUCAUCUCGCCCUUUGUGGGCCGUAUCCUGGACUGGCACAAGGCCAAAACCGGCAAGUCUAGCUACGAAUCUCACGAGGACCCUGGUGUAGUAUCCGUGACCAAGAUCUACCAGUACUACAAAAAGUACGACUACAAGACCAUUGUCAUGGGUGCCAGCUUCCGUAACACUGGUGAGAUCACUGAGCUAGCUGGCUGUGAUCGUUUGACCAUCUCCCCUGGUCUCCUGGAGGAGCUUACCAAGUCGACCAGCAAGCUAGACAAGAAGCUGGACCCCGAGACGGCCGCCAAGGCGUACACGGGUGAAAAAGUGUCCUACGAUGAGAAAGACUUUCGUUUGAGCAUGAAUGAGGACGCCAUGGCCACGGAAAAGCUUGCCGAGGGAAUUCGUGGUUUCAGCGCCGACAUCGUCAAGCUCGAGCAGAUCCUCAAGGAGAAGCUGAGCGCUUAA